Messenger RNA from Ilex paraguariensis (yerba mate), 1679 nucleotides. The record is from the annotation of a GenBank genome assembly. Lineage: Eukaryota; Viridiplantae; Streptophyta; Magnoliopsida; Aquifoliales; Aquifoliaceae.
ACUCAUCUUCUGCUAGUGCAACCAUGUCCCUUUCCUCCAAACUCAUCAUCCCUCUCCACCUCUGCUUCCCAAAUUCUUACCCCAACCGCAAACUCCCAUUUUAUAGUCUCAAACCCUCUUUCUCUCCUCUAAAAAUCUUCACAAUCCGAUGCGCCAAGCGGACGAAAAGGACAGGAAAAUUGAGAUACCCAUCAGAGAAAAAAAGCUCAAACUGAAGCAACAACCCGAGAUUGGUGUUGAAGACAAAUUUCAUGGCUUUUGGAGGUUGUCUAAGCUUGCAGUUUCAGCGCAAAAAGACCCUGGUAAAGAUUUCCUUGGUGUUUCAGAGGCUUUGCUUGAAGAAAUUGCCAAAGUUCUUGAGUUUCCGGUUGCCUCCAUGUUGCCGCCAGAGGCAUUCUCAGUCGUUAGGAAAUCUUUUGAUGCGAGGAAGAUUCAGAAGGAGCCUAAGUUCGUCUAUACAGUUGAAAUGGAUGCUAAUAAACUUCUAAGUCUGGAACCUCGGACUUGGGACUUCAUUUCUCGAUUGGAACCCAAAGUUGGGCUAAUAGAGCAUAUGCCUCAUGAGAGAGUUUCUGGGUCAUACAAGUUUCCAACUACUAGUAAACCAAAAGUUGCUGUUGUUGGUAGUGGGCCAUCAGGCUUGUUUGCAUCUCUUGUCCUUGCAGAAUUUGGUGCGGAUGUCACGUUAUUUGAAAGAGGUCAAGCAGUUGAACAAAGAGGGCGUGAUAUUGGUGCUUUGGUAGUUCGGAGGAUUUUACAAUUGGAAAGCAAUUUUUGUUUUGGGGAGGGUGGUGCAGGUACUUGGAGUGAUGGAAAGCUAGUAACUAGAAUUGGCAGAAACAGUGAUAGUGUUCUGGCGGAUCGGUUUCUACUUGCUUCAUUCCAAUUUUAUUGUCUUUAUGGACUGGUGCCCAUUCAGGUUAUGAAAACUUUAGUUCACUUUGGAGCUCCAGAGAAUAUCUUGGUUGAUGGAAAGCCUCAUUUGGGAACUGAUAGAUUGAUUCCACUGCUUCAAAACUUUAGGCGACAUCUAGAAGGGUUGGGUGUUACCAUCAGGUUUGGGACUAGGGUUGAUGAUCUGCUUGUAGAAGAUAAGUGUGUUGUGGGAGUUGAAGUUUCAGAUUCAGAAGACAAUUUAAAGGUUAAUACCCAGAAGUUGGGAUAUGAUGCAGUUGUUCUUGCAGUUGGGCACUCUGCACGUGAUAUAUAUCAAAUGCUCCUUUCUCAUAAUGCGAACCUGGUUCCAAAAGAUUUUUCUGUUGGUUUGCGGAUUGAGCAUCCUCAAGAAUUAAUAAACAACAUCCAGGUUGGUCGAUUACUCCAUCCCUUUGGAGGGAUAUCAUACUGAUUGAUCUUGUUAACUCUUCUGCAUAUAUUAUUAAUUGUAAAGACAUUUUUUGGCUGAUAUUAUUCUGGUUUACAGAUUCUUCUUCUAAUUGCAACUAUUAUGAACUAAAAUAUUUAUUAUUCUUUAUGUUAAGUUUCUCAACUUUUAUCGCAAAAACUAUUGUACUAAUGCCAUUGACUAAUUGAUAAGCAGGAUUGAAUGGUCCACAGUUCUUAUACACCAGCAAACUAUAACAUCUAAUACUAGGUGAUGUAAUACUAAGGUAAAUGAUAUAUUUUGGACGGGAGAUAUUGUUAGAGGAUGUAUGAUAGUACGACACAGAAUAACAUGG